AGCUGAUGACAAUUCUUAGCUCUUCCUUUUUUUUUUAAAGGUACGAAUCGAGGAAGCGCUACACUGCACGUUCGCUGCAUCGGUUGUCAACUCCUCUCACCUUCCGUUUCACUUCCUAUUUCUUUUGUUUUGUGCAGUCUCAUUCUUUUUAUAUUAGUAUUACUAUUUUUUUCCUUUACAAUUAAAGGACCUCAUUUAGCCCACUACUCCUCACCGUGGCCGAUUACACCACAGCCGCCUCAACAGGGUGACGCUUUUUUCGGUACAAGCAACCUUUUACUGUCUUCGGGCGUUUUUGCUUUUCCCCGCGGUUUCGGCAAUGUGCGACACACACAAGAAAACUGACGCCAAGCCAGUGCACCACAAAAGUCGUUGCCGUCCUCGGUCAGCGACCUGGCCAAUGAAACUAGAUGUGUUGUGCAUGUGUUUGCGUUUUUUUUUCUUUUCUUUUCUUUCCUUCUAUUCGUGUUCCCUUCUUUCGAUUUACCACACCUUCAAUUGUUUAGUUUCUGCGUCUCUAGUGACGCUGUUGACCAUCUCUUUCAUUCGGCUCUUCUGUGUAGUGCAGCGGUGGCGACUGUGUGUCUGCGUGGGGCGGGGCCGACUUCUCGCUUCAUCACCUUCACUGGGCAAUAGAAGACCCAAUCCCUCCAAAAAGGAGUGCUGUAUGAUCUGUAUAUAUCGUACUGUUAUGAUUGAACCAAAAAAAAAGAAUGAAAUGCUAAUAAAAGAAAUAGUACAUGAACGGUUGUGUUGACCUCCGUUUAUUUUUCUUUCUCGGGACGCUAUGGGGUACCGUGGAUUUGGGGGUAUUCGUUGGUUGUGCAUCUCACCUGCUUUUCCGUGUCCUCUCUUUCUUUUCCAGUAGACUCACGUGUCAGCCUUUUUCUCUUCUUAAUGUUUUGAACUUUUCCUGUCUUCCAUCUGUGUCAGGGAAAUCGACGGCAAAAGGUGCGGUUGGCUUCGGCAACUGAAAAAGGGGGUGAAAACGAAAGUGCCUUCGAGCAUGGCGUUUGACGGGCUGACAAAUUCGUUGGGAAACCGCACACAGAGGACAGAAGUGGCCGUUUUCUCGGCGUUUUCUUCGUCUUCCGUUUCUCUCUUUUCAUUUAAAGGGAGGCGGGACGUCGCCUUCUUUAGCGUUGCUUCUUCUCCUUUUGUACUUGAUGACAUGAAGCGAGUGGGUAAGACUUUUCAUGUGGUGAAGUUCAAUUGUGGAGAGGUAGUACUUGACACGGAAAUUGGCGAAACAUCUUUAUUACUUCCUCUUUUUUUUUUAGAGAGAUAGAUUCGUGCUUCAUACAGCUGUGAGCAUGUUGUGUGUGCUCCGCUGCGUGCGGGCGCGUGUUGUCUCAUUUCUUUAUAGGCUGAUAUGGCGGGCUAUUGUGGAGAGAGAGAGAGGAGUGACGGGACACUGGUACGACGCUCAUUCGUAUUCUGCUUAAGACACUCUUGUUUAUCACGAAACAAAGCGGUGGAGAAGCGUGUCAGCAAAAAAAAAAACUAAGAACAGCGCUGUCGUGCGAGUCAAUUGAGAGCUGAGGGGAGAGUUCUCAUCAGCUCUGUUGCUCUCUGCUGUUUGCUCAGCUCUCUUCAGAAAAAGGAGGAGAAGAAAAAUAAUCAUUUCUUAACACUGCUCAACUCUCUUUCUGUGGGUGUAUUUUCACUUUCUUGUUCGAGAUAUUCUCCCAAACCCACCGCAACCUCAAUAGUAACAACUAUGCCUACGCAUCAACUGGUUUUCCGUGUGUCAUUGUUUGUGUGUGUGUGUUCGUGGCUGUGCUUGUGUCUCGCCAAACUGUGCCCGAAUACGAACGCAAGUCAACUGUAUUUGGUUUGGCUCACAUUGAGUCUCCUCCCCCUUCCCCUUUCCCCCUAUUUUUUAUUACUUUAUCAACUUUAUUAAUUUCAACGAGUAUGUGAAUGAGUAGAUAAACUUCGAAGACAAACUUGAAGGGAACUCCAAAGAGAAGUGGGCGGAGAGAUUUCCACGCAACGGAAGAAAGAGUUUUUUCCCAAUGUGCAGUUGAUCCGUGUGUGUGUGUGUGUGUGUAUUUUGGGUGGAAAGACGAUAGAUGCCGUUGAAGAGGUCGAUAAUGUGAGACUGCUACGGCAGGCGUUUGCGUCCGCUGGGCGUUGCCAUGCUUUUAAGUCUCGCUUCAACGCAGAAGCACUUCUCAAAAAAGCGGCAAAACCCACAUAUAUGUGCUCAGGUGAUGGAUGUAAUGCUCCAUCUCCUUCUUUUCUCCCUCCUUACAUCCAUCCACUUCACCUUCGCUCCUCUUUUUCUCUGCGUACGUUUUCAAAGGUCAAGGAAGCAACAUAAUAGUAACGAAAACAGCCCGACUUUCAAGAAGUUAAGAGGGAUAAAAACGGAUGUCGAAGCCGUACAAGAAGAGCAAGGGCGGCGACAGAGGCGGUGCGGCGGUUACGAAGCACAGCACCCCAUGCAAGUUCUUCCUGCGCGGCAGCUGCUCCAAUCAGCGCUGUCCUUAUUUGCACGUGCGCAAUCAAACGACCCUCCGCGCCGCACAGCACAAGGAGAUGGCGGCGGAACAAAGCAGCGGUACGGUGAAAGUCCUCUCCACCAUGCUGAAGCUUUUCUUUGAAAAGCAGACGCAGAACAUUUACGACGCCAACGCGGCGAUGCUGAACUUGUCGAAGUUGGCCUCGUUUGCGGACCUCUCCUCGGUCGCCUCGAGCAUCAACUUCAACACGCGUACUUUCUGCGUCGCGCUGUGUACGUGCAUCAGCGAGCUACUCACCCCACCUCCUGCCAUUCUGCAGUUAGACGAGAACGGCAUCAGCAGUUUCCACCACUUUUCCAAGGCUCUCGAGGAGGCCGGCCUGCACACCUCCCUCCGUGCCUUGUCGCUCGCCCACAACGAAAUCGCCUCCUCUGACGUCGCACAGGAGUUGAGGCAAUUUGCGAACCUCACCGAGGUGAACCUGAUCGGCAACCCGUGCACAGCGGCGGACGACUACAAAGCCAAGUUUAAAAAGUACGUCCCGUGGCUGCUCGGACUCGACGGCGACGGUCUCACCGCCCCACCGUUGGAGAUGCCGUGGCCGCGCUUCUUCGACCCGGCACAGACCGCUGUGGACCUCGCUGCCCCAAGCAGCUCCCCUGUGCGGCGGUACGACAGCACACAACAAGCAGUCUUGCAGUUUAUUCAAACUGCCGUGCUGAACCCAUUAGAGAUGGAGCCGACGUUAGGUGUGCUGACCGGCGUGGAUGCCGUGUCCGACGCCUACGCCUUAAACGCAUCCUUCUCUUUCAGCGUCGUCGCGAACGAUGCCGCGGUGUCGACGCCGCGCCGAACCGCCGGCGGGGGGGCCGCAUCCGCCCAGCGCGACGUCGUGCGUGAGAUCGUCGGGCUGCGCAUGCGGCAGACGGAGAGCAACCACAACCUGCUGUUCGGGCUCAAAGCGACAACGGUCGCCAUGGGCCGCACCAGCGUCUGCGCCAAGCUCGAGCACGUCCUCUACCCUAAAACGUUUGCGGUACGUCACUUCAUUCACGACAGCGUGGAUGUGGCGAUCUUAGACAACAAAGGCUUCGGUCCCAACGCGGUGGUCGGCAUGAAGCAGCCCCUUUCCGUUGUGACACUGCACGGUGUAAUGAUCUGGCGCUACCGCACGGCCACCACCGCCGCCGCGGACACGCCGCACAGCACCGCAACCCAACUGCGCGACGCGAUUGUGGUGAAGCGCAACUUCUCGCGUGUCUUCACCAUUUCCUCGGUCGAGCCCGGGCGGUGGCGAGUGGUAAACGACAUGGUCACUCUCUUUCCCUUCCGUGGUGAGGCGGGGGCCGCAGACUCGACGGACUCGAACAGCAACAGCCUCGGUGGCCGUGCGAGCGCAGAGCCGCCGACGACAGCGGAGAGCGUGCUUUUCCGCGACGUGCACCCCUACGAUGUUGUCUUUAUGCCGGCAGCCGAUCCCGCGCGGGCUGCACGCUUGGGACGCACCUACCGCGUGCCAACACCCAUCGUUGAAAUGAUAUCGGCGUUUGUCAACUCCGACAGCGAGCUAGUCGCCUUCUUGUUGGACCUCAGCGAUGUGCCGCUGGAGACUUACGAGCACUGCGCGGUGCUGGUGGAGAUGGAUCCGCUGCGGAGCAUCUUUCUGUGCCGCAUCGGCAACCGUCUGAGGAUUGAGCCCGCCGAAGGCGUGGUGCUGCUGCACCAAUGUGGCCCUAACUGGCCGGCGAUUCUACAGGCGGUAGGACGAUGA
Molecule: messenger RNA, 4239 nt
Organism: Leptomonas pyrrhocoris
Lineage: Eukaryota; Euglenozoa; Kinetoplastea; Trypanosomatida; Trypanosomatidae
Exons: 1
Coding region: 2377-4239 (620 amino acids)
Biological process (GO): poly(A)+ mRNA export from nucleus
Cellular component (GO): nucleus
Molecular function (GO): metal ion binding; RNA binding
Source: RefSeq, a predicted model, not a curated record